AUGGCUUUUAAAUUCGCACUUACCUUCGUCGUCUUCCUCGCUGUGGUCAAUGCUGACGCCAUACUCUCCCACGUAGCGGUAGCUCCCGUUGCCGUAGCCAGGAUUGCCAAUUCCUCUGUGGAUGCGGUGACUACGACCCACCAAAAUGUCGUGCGCUCCUUCGUCGGCACCGGUUCCCAUCAUUCCAAGGCUGUGGAUACUCCCUACUCUAGCGUACGUCAAUCGGAUACACGCAUCAACAACAAGGUCUUUACACCAGCUAUCGCCAAGAGGGUCACUACUUAUGCUGCUCCUGCAGUGGCUACUCCGUUGAUUCCCAAAACUAUCCCCUCGCCCGUCGCUAAGGUUGCUCCAGUUGUGUACUCUCAUGCUGCUCCAGUAGCCCCUUACGGACAUGUAGCAGCUGCUCCAGCUUUUGCUUACUCGCCAGCUGCUGCUGUCGCUCAUGUUGCCUUCGAUGGUUUCGGCACACACUGGGGUUAUUAA
Molecule: messenger RNA, 486 nt
Organism: Bactrocera oleae (olive fruit fly)
Lineage: Eukaryota; Metazoa; Arthropoda; Insecta; Diptera; Tephritidae
Product: larval/pupal cuticle protein H1C-like
Source: RefSeq, a predicted model, not a curated record